Molecule: messenger RNA, 349 nt
Organism: Didymodactylos carnosus
Lineage: Eukaryota; Metazoa; Rotifera; Eurotatoria; Philodinida; Philodinidae
Source: the annotation of a GenBank genome assembly
UAUUGUCGUACCACAAGAAUAUGGUAUAACAAUUGAAGAAAAAUUAAAUAUUGCACGUGGUAUUAUUACACCGUUAUUACGACAGAUUGGUACUGAUUUACAAGGAAAUUUAACUGGUUAUUGGGAAAAUGAAGAGCACAUAUUUAAACUAGAUAGCAGAUAUUUGAAUAAUCAAGAUAAUAGUGAAAACGCACAAAACAGCCCUUCAAAAGGAAUCCAAACACCUGGUCGUCAUGUUAGAACUCGAUUAUAUUUUACAAGUGAAAGUCAUGUUCAUGCGUUAUUGACAAUAAUACGUUAUGGUGGUUUAAUUGAUGUAAGCCUUUUCAUAACAAAACGCUAUUCUUAA